This is a messenger RNA of Letharia lupina, 822 nucleotides long. RefSeq lists its product as uncharacterized. Lineage: Eukaryota; Fungi; Ascomycota; Lecanoromycetes; Lecanorales; Parmeliaceae. The record is from RefSeq and is a predicted model, not a curated record. Gene Ontology annotation, cellular component: core mediator complex; mediator complex. The coding region runs from base 1 to 822 and encodes 273 amino acids. The transcript has 2 exons. Gene Ontology annotation, molecular function: transcription coregulator activity. Gene Ontology annotation, biological process: regulation of transcription by RNA polymerase II.
AUGAAUAACAUCAUACAAGCCCAGCUCGACAGGGUAGAAACGGCUUUGAAUACUCUCAUAGAAUCAAUCGCCUCCUACAACCCCUCCAUCCCCGCAGCAAACGCUCUCCUAGCUGCAGACGACGAUCUAAACGAAGGUCUCCAACAAUUAUCAACCCACCAACAUAAUCACGCCCGCAUUCAGUCCCUUCGAUUAACAAUUGACCAGCAAAAUGCAUCCAUAACCGACACCCUCACGGCCCUCGCCUCUACGCGCGCAGACCUGCUCUCUAUUCCAUCAUCCCUGCCACAAAAAGAUGCACGCAAUGUCCCCUACAACGAGCUUCUCGACUAUGCGAAGCGUAUAAGUCGCUACACGGUUCCCCCUGCAUUCCGGCAUGCUUUACCACCUGCACAACCAGCUAUCCCCGCUGCUGUCAAUGGCGAUACCGUGGCGGUAGAGGAAGGAGCGGAAGAUAGCAAAGAAGAGAAGGAAGGCAUGGGAACCGCAUCGUUAGAAGACAUAGAGCGCAAAUGGCUGGAUCCUCUCACCCAGAUUCCCUUCGUGCCAUGGGUGAGCGACGAGACCAUCAAAAGAGGCGCGUUGGCUGAGAUACAAAGCAUGGUUGAGAGGGGGGACGAUCCGGAGAAUAUGGGAGCUGGAGGUUCGAAGGAGGAGAAGGGACAGACGAUGGAGAUAGGGGAAAGUGAGGAUGCGGCGGGCAAGGAGGGCGAUAUCAGCGCGGAUGGAGGAAUGGGGAUGCAGAGAAGGGAGGAGAAGCCAAAGGUGUUCGGGGGGUUGGACCUUUAUGAUCCCGACUCGCCUGAUGUAGACGAUGAUUGA